Molecule: messenger RNA, 1243 nt
Organism: Gryllus bimaculatus (two-spotted cricket)
Lineage: Eukaryota; Metazoa; Arthropoda; Insecta; Orthoptera; Gryllidae
Source: the annotation of a GenBank genome assembly
UCAGGGAAGCGUUCGUCCGAAUAUCGUGUCUGAUCGUACUCAUGUUGUGCCAACGGGCUUUGUGGAUUGCGGCGGUUGUGCUGUUAUCAGCAGCAUACUGCGAUGGUCUCUUCUGUUACGUCUGCCAAUUUGCAGGCGAACAAGAGAGCAGCUGUUUGACUAAUCCGACAAGCAUUGAGCUCCGGGACUGUCCCGCCGCCAGAUACUGUACAACCAAACGUAUGCAGUACGCAGAGGGAGGUGCGCUUUACGAUUUCGCGCGCUUGUGUGACGUGAGCACUCCGAUAGUUUUGAACGGGACGGUCUCUGAUUCACAUUUCAUCACGCACCACACGGCAUGCAACUGGGACAGGUGUAACUCCGGUGACGGCAUAUGGAGGGGCUCGGGUGGCAACAACCCUUCUUUGGGCGUUCCGGGCAAGGGCUUUGGCAGCGCAGCUGUCGCUAGGGCCUCCGUCGCAUGGAUGAUGACCUUUGCAAUGAUUGGGGCGCUGGCCGCGAGACGCCUUGGGUGAUGUUGAACAUCAUUACGCAAUGCCUUCCAACUUCGACUAAUGUAUUAUAGUAUUAGUAUUAUAUCAAUAGGGCUGUCCGUGACCGUUAGAAAUGAACUUAAUGACUAGUGAUUGGGUACACCUACGAAUACCUCGGUGCUUAGCAUUUGUUCUGUUAUUGUUGUUGUUAUUAUUGUUAUUAAUAAUAAUAAUAAUAUAUUAAGCAUUUACAGAAUUACAAAGAAAGCUAUUCGAUUAUGUUUUUGUAUGCGCUAUAAGUAUUUCUGAAUACUGUGGAUUAAGCUCAUCUACCAUGUAAGGUUUCCUUAAUUUCUAAUUGUCACGGAUUGCCAUGCUAAUACUACGAAAUUCACAUUAAACAUCAUCUUGUUUACCAGCUUCAUUUCCUUUUUAUUUUAAAAUAAACACUAACUUUACCUAGUAAUUCCACGAGGGCGAGUGGAUCUGUUCAUUAAUAAAUUGAUAAAUAAAUAAAAACCGAAAUAAUAAAGAAUAACAAGCAUUUCAUUUUUCAGUUGUAGGGCGUGUAAUGCUUAAAAAUAAAACAAAUAAUAUCUAAAAAUUGUUAAUGUAGUAAAUUCCUUUGCUGUGCGCACUGUGUGUUUGAAACUGGCUACUCUCCAUGUGUGGCUAGACUCCCUUGAAUUUUAGUCAUGCAAUAUACCUGACGAUCAAGUGUGAACAAGGGCUUCUGAAGGAAUUUAUUUAAACAAUGUAUAUAUAACCUG